This is a messenger RNA of Harpegnathos saltator (Jerdon's jumping ant), 2906 nucleotides long. It is a transcript of the gene Rpn1, whose product is annotated as regulatory particle non-ATPase 1. Gene Ontology annotation, cellular component: proteasome storage granule; proteasome regulatory particle, base subcomplex; nucleus. Gene Ontology annotation, molecular function: enzyme regulator activity. NCBI's taxonomy places the organism in Eukaryota, Metazoa, Arthropoda, Insecta, Hymenoptera, Formicidae. Bases 132 to 2813 code for a protein of 893 amino acids. The transcript has 4 exons. The record is from RefSeq and is a predicted model, not a curated record. Gene Ontology annotation, biological process: proteasome-mediated ubiquitin-dependent protein catabolic process; regulation of protein catabolic process.
GUGUUGCGUGUCGAUGAUGGUGACUCGCAAAUCGUCUUGAGUGAUUUUGGUUGGUUCUAACCCGAAAAACUGUAAAAUUGAAAGAACCGUUUUUCUAUUUCCUGUAUUCGUUGAAAGAACAUCUAAGUAAAAUGCCGGAAAGUACCAAGACAGAAACAAAACCGGUAAAAGAGACAAAGAAUGGGAAGGAAGACGAUAAAAAUGAACUGUCUGAAGAAGAUAAGCUUCUGCAGGAAGAAUUAACUUUGCUGGUAGAACGUUUGCAAGAUGCCAAUACUAAACUGCAUUAUCCUGCUUUGGAAUCCUUGCGUUCACACAUUCGUGCAUCAACAACGUCAAUGACCAGUGUCCCAAAACCACUAAAAUUUAUGCGACCGCAUUAUGACACCAUGAAAAAUAUCUACGAGAAAAUAUCCAACGUGAAAUCAAAGGAAUUAUGUUCCGACAUUAUCUCAGUUCUAGCCAUGACUAUGGGCGAAGGUCGAGAAUGUUUAAAGUACAGACUAACAGGCUCGGCACUAGCUAUAGGUGAAUGGGGACACGAGUACGUUAGACAUUUAUCGGGAGAACUAGCGGUGGAAUGGGACGAAGUGACGACGGAUAAUAUGGAGGCAAUGAACAAAAAGCUGAUUGCUCUGGUGCAUGAGAUCGUGCCGUACAAUAUGGCGCACAAUGCAGAGACGGAAGCAUGCGAUCUGCUAAUGGAGAUCGAGAGGCUUGACCUGCUGGAACAAUAUGUCGACGAGAGUGCAUAUCAACGAGUAUGUCUCUAUCUUACAAGUUGUGUGCCUUACGUAGCUGAUCCGGAGAACAGCACUCUUCUGCACGUUGCCUGCAAGUUGUACCGUAAAUUCGGGCAGUAUCCGCAAGCGAUCAGACUGGCGAUGCAACUCAACGAUUUACCUCUUGUUGAGUCCAUUUUCACAAACUGUAGGGACCUUUCCGUGCAGAAACAGUUGGCCUUUAUGCUGGGCCGUCAGCAGAUCUUCUUGGAAUUACACGAAGCUACGAUAGAGGAUGACGAUCUUUUCGAGAUAAUGUCUAAUUCUCACUUGAACAAUCAUUUUCUCAACUUGGCACGUGAAUUAGACAUAAUGGAGCCGAAGACGCCCGAAGACGUGUACAAAUCUCACCUAGAGAAUUCUCGUCCGCCGUUCGGCGGUGGUCAAGUCGACUCGGCGCGACAGAAUCUCGCGGCUAGUUUUGUAAACGGCUUCGUAAAUGCCGCAUUCGGCCAGGACAAGCUGGUAAUAGAAGACGGUAACAAGUGGCUGUAUAAAAACAAAGAACAUGGUAUGUUGAGCGCCACCGCAUCACUUGGCUUGAUUCUAUUAUGGGAUGUCGAUGGUGGUCUGACGCCGAUAGACAAAUAUCUGUAUUCCACGGAAGAUUACAUCAAGUCAGGUGCUUUGUUAGCCUGCGGGAUUGUCAAUUGCGGUGUGAGAAACGAAUGCGAUCCCGCGUUAGCCCUGCUCUCCGAUUAUGUGUUGCACAGCAGCAACACAAUGCGCAUUGGCGCGAUCGUCGGUCUCGGUAUCGCGUAUGCCGGCUCCAAUCGAGAAGCCGUCCUAGGUCUGCUGACACCGGUUCUUGCUGACGCUAAGUCGAGCUGGGAGGUAAUAGGUAUGACUGGUCUGGCGUUAGGAAUGGUCGCUGCCGGCUCAUGCAACGCUUAUGUUACCACAGCAAUCAUGCACACGUUGAUGGAUAAAUCAGAGAACGAUCUCAAGGAUACGUAUGCGCGCUUUUUGGCAUUAGGUCUGGGCCUGUGCUUCUUAGGGAAGCAAGAAGCGGCGGAAGCGAUCAUAGCAGCCUUGGAGAUCGUCCACGAGCCAUUCAGGUCUAUGUCUACGACACUAGUGGAAGUAUGUGCUUACGCCGGUACGGGAAACGUCCUCAAGGUACAGCACCUGCUGCACAUCUGCUCGGAACACUACGAGCCGAGCAACGAGAAAGAGGAAAAGAACGAACGCAAGGAUAAGGAUAAGAAGGAGGAGAAGAAGGAGGAGAAGGAGAAGGAUCUCAGCUCCAGGCAGGCCAUCGCCGUCCUCGGCAUCGCCCUGAUCUCCAUGGGCGAAGAGAUCGGCGCCGAGAUGGCAUAUAGAACUUUCGGACAUCUGUUGCGCUAUUGCGAGCCCGUGAUUCGCCGCUCAGUGCCGCUCGCUCUGGGUCUCAUCUCUGUGUCGAAUCCGAAACUGAACAUCUUGGACACGUUGUCCAAGUUCUCGCACGACAGCGAUUCCGAGGUGGCGCAUAACGCGAUAUUCGCCAUGGGUCUGGUCGGCGCCGGCACAAACAACGCGCGCUUGGCUGCGAUGCUGAGACAGUUGGCUCAGUUCCACGCUAAGGACCCCAAUAAUCUUUUCAUGGUGCGCAUAGCGCAAGGCUUGACGCACUUGGGCAAAGGCACGCUCACGCUUUCGCCUUAUCAUAGCGACCGGCAAUUGCUGAGUCCCGUUGCUCUCGCUGGUCUCUUGUCGACGCUUAUCGGCUUCUUAGACGUGAAGAACAUCAUCCUCGGACGCUCGCACUAUCUCUUGUAUACACUGGCCGCCGCGAUGCAGCCGAGAAUGCUGGUGACGUUUGAUGAGGAUUUAAAUCCGCUGGCAGUCCCGGUGAGAGUCGGACUUGCCGUUGAUGUGGUUGGUCAAGCAGGUAAACCGAAGACCAUCACCGGCUUCCAGACGCACACUACUCCUGUGCUAUUGGCAUACGGCGAGAGGGCGGAACUCGCCACGGAAGAGUACGUACCUCUAACGCCGAUCAUGGAGGGUUUCGUAAUAUUAAGAAAAAAUCCGGACUUCAUACCUUAGUCAUAAUAAUUUUUCUCGCCAAUGUACCUCAUGUUAAAUUACUUAUGACUUAAGACGAAAUUAAAUAAAACGUAUGUUAGUGUUCCCUUUGCA